Messenger RNA from Apodemus sylvaticus (European woodmouse), 1606 nucleotides. RefSeq names its product ribosomal L24 domain containing 1 (gene Rsl24d1). Gene Ontology annotation, molecular function: structural constituent of ribosome. Gene Ontology annotation, biological process: ribosomal large subunit biogenesis; translation. The coding region runs from base 67 to 558 and encodes 163 amino acids. The transcript has 6 exons. Gene Ontology annotation, cellular component: ribosome; nucleolus. The record is from RefSeq and is a predicted model, not a curated record. Lineage: Eukaryota; Metazoa; Chordata; Mammalia; Rodentia; Muridae.
UAGGAAGUGACGUAGCUCUUCCGCUCAAGCUCCGGGUCUGAAAGUUGGGUCCCACGCGGGGUCAACAUGAGGAUCGAGAAGUGUUAUUUCUGCUCCGGGCCGAUCUACCCGGGCCACGGCAUGAUGUUCGUCCGCAACGACUGCAAGGUGUUCCGAUUCUGCAAAUCCAAGUGUCAUAAAAACUUUAAGAAGAAGAGGAACCCACGCAAGGUUAGGUGGACUAAAGCCUUCCGUAAAGCAGCUGGCAAAGAGCUCACGGUGGACAACUCAUUUGAAUUUGAAAAACGUAGAAACGAGCCUGUGAAAUACCAACGAGAGCUGUGGAAUAAAACUAUUGAUGCAAUGAAGAGAGUUGAAGAGAUCAAACAGAAGCGCCAGGCUAAAUUUAUAAUGAACAGGUUGAAGAAAAACAAAGAGCUGCAGAAGGUUCAGGACAUCAAGGAGGUCAAGCAGAACAUCCAUCUUAUCCGGGCUCCUCUCGCAGGCAAAGGAAAGCAGCUGGAGGAGAAAAUGGUGCAGCAGUUACAGGAGGAUGUGGACAUGGAGGAGGCUUCCUAACAGUGCUGUCCGCAACCAGCCCCGUGCACACUGGAGUCGAGUGGAGACUGUCGGCCCCUGAGUUAUUGAUUGGUUCUAUAAGGUCCCUCAGACAAGGGUGAUUCAGCGUGCUUCCCCCUGAAACAUUGCAGCCUGUGAAAGCAUCUCCUUGUGGGUGUCAGGUCUCGGCUCAGCAUGCUGCUUCACUGUGUUAUGCUCAUGGAAACAGGAAAAUGUUUGUGUAGAUGAAGAUAUGAACUGUGGACAUAACGUGCUUGAGCCAACCAUCUUCCAGUGUGAAAUUUGAAAUGAUGUAAUAUUUUCCUACAUUGGAUAGUCUGUUUAUUAGGGUUAUUGAAAUGGAGGUCACACAAGGAACUGACUGUUCUCAUGUCUACCCGAGUCUCUUUGUUUAGUAACUUUUUAGAGUUGCAUAAUGGCAGCACACAGCACAGCUGGAUUAUGUGGGGCUGUCUGCCCUGCUUCACCCGUGAUGGUGGAGGUGGGCCGGGGCGAUGGACUGCCUGAGGGCACCUUGCUAGUUUUGCUUUGGAGAAUGCUCAGUUCAGGUCGUGACAUCUGUCCUGAAAGCUGCUCCUUUCCUUCCAGCCUAGCAGUGAUCUAGAAGCAGAAGAAUCUUGGCGCCUUUCAAAGUUUAGUGUGUGCUUUUCUUUCCUUUUUCUUGUUCACUCCCCUCCCCUCCCCCUCCCCCUCCUCCCUCCCUCUCUCUCCUUCCUUCCUUCCUUCCUUCCUUCCUUCCUUCCUUCCUUCCUUCCUUCCUUCCUUCCUCUUUUUUUCUUUCUUGAGACAGGAUCUCUUUGUGUAGUGCUGGCUGUCCUGAAAGUCACUCUGUAGACCAGGCUGCUUGGAACUCCCAAAGAUCCACCUGCCCCUGCCUUCUAAGUUCUGGGGUUAAAGGCGUGAGCACACCAUCAUAUCCAGCAGUUUUGAUUUUUUUCAAGCCUUAAAAAAAAACAACCAAAAAGAAACUCUGGCUUUUGGAAAGUAGACUUUAUGGAUAGAAUGCUAACUAUUAUUUGUACAUAAAUAAAGCCCUUUCUAAAGUAAA